Messenger RNA from Hippocampus zosterae (dwarf seahorse), 3299 nucleotides. RefSeq names its product matrix metallopeptidase 14a (membrane-inserted) (gene mmp14a). Gene Ontology annotation, cellular component: extracellular matrix. The transcript is spliced from 10 exons. NCBI's taxonomy places the organism in Eukaryota, Metazoa, Chordata, Actinopteri, Syngnathiformes, Syngnathidae. The coding region runs from base 161 to 1846 and encodes 561 amino acids. Gene Ontology annotation, biological process: zymogen activation; extracellular matrix organization; collagen catabolic process. The record is from RefSeq and is a predicted model, not a curated record. Gene Ontology annotation, molecular function: metalloendopeptidase activity; zinc ion binding.
UGGGAUGAGUUCAUCGCUUUGUCUUGAGUUCUUGAGACUUUAGAUUCGACUGCGCCGCUCGCUCGCUCCAAGAAUCGCGAGGGUAACUUUUUUUCUUGGAUCAUCCAAGGAAGAUUUGUGCAAGUUGUUCAUCCAACGGCAGGGGUGGGGGGAGAAGAAAAUGUUGCCGCUCACGCUUGUCGCCCUGGCCUGCGCCAUCCGCUGCUUUUCGGUCACCGCAGAUGUGUUGAGAGCGGAGGCGUGGCUUCAGCAAUAUGGCUACCUGCCGCCCGGUGACGUCAGAGCGCAGGCCAUGCGUUCGCCGCAGUCUAUCGAGACGGCCAUCGCGGCCAUGCAGAGGUUCUACGGCUUGACGGUCACCGGCUCGAUGGACGCCAACACGUUAGCGGCGAUGAACCGGCCACGAUGCGGAGUUCCGGACAAAUUCGGGCCGGAGCUCAAAAGCAACCUGCGGAGGAAGCGAUACGCCGUGCAGGGACUGAAGUGGGACAAGUCCGAGGUGACUUUCAGCAUAGAGAAUUACACCCCCAAAGUGGGCGAGCGCGCUACCUACGAGGCCAUUCGGAAGGCCUUCAAAGUGUGGGAGAGCGCCAUCCCGCUCACUUUCAGGGAGAUCCCCUACCACCACAUCCGGGGCAAGGUGGAAAAGUACGCCGACAUCAUGCUCUCCUUCUCGGAGGGCUUCCACGGCGACAGCACGCCAUUUGAUGGCGAGGGCGGAUUCCUGGCUCACGCCUACUUCCCCGGUCAGGGGAUUGGCGGAGACACGCACUUUGACCUCGCCGAGCCCUGGACAACCGGCAACGUGGACCAGGGUGGGAAUGAUGUUUUCCUGGUCGCCGUCCACGAACUGGGUCACGCUCUGGGUCUGGAGCACUCCAACAACCCCUCAGCCAUCAUGGCUCCCUUCUAUCAGUGGAUGGACACGGACAACUUCUAUCUUCCGGAUGACGACCGCAGAGGCAUCCAAGCCAUCUACGGCACCAAGACAGGCGGUCCUCCGCCUCCGCCGAGACCCACUAAGUCCUCGAGUCCCAAGAGACCGGAACACGGCCCAGAUAUCUGUGAGGGACACUUUGACACAAUCGCCAUUCUCAGAGGAGAAAAGUUUGUCUUCAAGGACAACUGGUUCUGGCGCGUGCGCAACAACAAGGUGCUUCCGGGCUACCCCAUGCCCAUCGGUCAUUUCUGGAAGGGCCUGCCUUCCAACAUCAACGCCGCGUACGAGCGGGACGAUGGGAAAUUCAUCUUCUUCAAGGGUGACAGGUACUGGGUCUUCAGCGAGUCCACAAUGGAGAAGGAUUCCCCCAAGAGCCUGAAAGACAUCGGGACCGGUCUCCCCAAAGACAAAAUGGACGCAGCUCUCUUCUACACCCCCACGGGACAGACGUACUUCUUCAGAGGCACAAAGUACUAUCGCUUCAACGAGAGGACUCGCACGGUGGACAGCGGCUACCCGAAGCCAAUCACCAUGUGGAGCGGCGCGCCGGACAACAUCAAGGCCGCCAUUAUGAGCGAGGACGGCUCGUAUACGUACUUCUACAAAGCCAACAAGUACUGGAAGUUCAACAAUCAGUACAUGAAGGUGGAGUCGGGCUACCCCAAGUCUGUGCUGAGCGACUGGAUGGGCUGCGAGGGCGAGGAACCCAAGAAGGGCCGCGAAGAGGAGGUGAUCAUUCUGGAAGUGGACGAGGCGCAGGGCGGCGUGGGGGCGGUCACCGUGGUGAUCCCGCUCCUCCUCUUGGUUCUGGUGGUUGCCACGCUCGGGGCGCUGUUGUUCUUCCGGAAAUACGGCACGCCCCGCCGCCUCCUCUACUGCCAGAGAUCACUUCUGGACAAGGUCUAGGCACCGGUUGACUAAUGGACAGCCCACAAAAGGGAGCCAAACAUCAGCGAGGGAGGGCCAGAUGAAGACGAAAACUGGGAGACAGAACGGCAAAAGCACUGAGAAGAUGGUCGGGAUGUCCAAAUAUUUGGGUGGUUUCCACAGCAUGUGCUCCAUCGAAACCCAAACCUGUUGUAUUUGUAUGGUAACCAUUUACAUGUACUGUGUCACAGAUUAAGAUGAUGACUACAACCUUGACUCCAGAAGGGAUAUGCCCCCCACCCCAAAAAAAAGACAGUGACUUCCCAGUUUCCUUGCUCAUAUUGCAGGUUUUUCCUCUUUUAAAGACACUUCUCUCCAAAAGUUCGGCAUUUUGAGUUUGCGGCUGCUGUUCCUGGAUGAACCUAAAAUGCUCCAGAUCCUUUACAAGUGAACUCUGGGAACGCAAAGGUGAGGCUUCAAGCGGGACGUUCUAGGAGGGAAGUGGCCGCUGAGCUUGAAGUGUAAUCAGCAGGUUAGAACAGAAUGGGAAAUUGGGAGGAAUCACAGAAAGGCAAAAAAACCCGAAUGUCCUCGGUUUAGUUUGGAUUCAUUCCGGAAUCAGACGCCCGAAGGGAACUUUGCCAUUCGGCUGCUUGAUAAAGAACGGGCAAAUUGGAGAAAAAGGACUGAAAUAGUUGGGAGAGGUUUCAGGAAGGUCAAACUGAAUUAACCUGGAAAGGUUCUGGCGUGUUUUCAGUUCAUCCGAAGAAUUGAUCGGAAAGCCCAAAAUCGCAAACUUUUUUGGGGAGCCAUGUACGCUUAACUGGACGACUCCGGCUGAACUGCUGUUUGAUUGCGAGGCAUGAAAUCCAUUUCCUGUCGCCAAACGUACAAAAAAGACGUUGCAUUUAGGAUCCAAAUGCCCAAAAUGACAGGGAUGCAAUUUUUCUACAUACAUGUUUUUGUUGUUGUAUAUCCAUAUUGUGUCCACAGAUGUAAAUGUGGCACAAGCAGAGAUUGCAUAGAUAGUCCAUGUGGUACAGAAUUUUCUCGUGUUUGUAUCUGCACAGCUACGGGCAGAAAAAGGGGAUCGGCAGAGAUCCCAACAAUAUGGUGCAAUUCUUUAAAAAAAAAAGUUUUUUAAUUAUUGUUGAAUUUGUGUUCUUUUUUUUGUAUAAGUACGGUUAUAGUUAUUGGUGUUGGCUAGUUUUGUUUUUUUCCUUUUGCUUCUGUACAUUGUCAAGAGUUCUGCUGGACAGAGGCACAGCACGACAAUGAUCAAGCGAGUAAUCCCAGUUUACAGGGCGUGGAGUGGAUUCCAAUCAAAUCAGGUGAUUAUUUCUUGAACCAUUUACCGGACAUUAGCUCGAUUAUCGAUGCUACUCAUGAACACAUGGUGCAGAGUUUCUUAAAACAAAAACAAAAAAAAAUGUUCUCAUGACGAUAAUUAUAUUUAUAAUGAUGAGCGUAUCAAUAAAACUGAAUGAGAUUG